This is a messenger RNA of Pocillopora meandrina, 5318 nucleotides long. The record is from the annotation of a GenBank genome assembly. Lineage: Eukaryota; Metazoa; Cnidaria; Anthozoa; Scleractinia; Pocilloporidae.
AUGGCCGACGAUGAUGACAAUGAUCCCACGUGCACGUUUUCUAGUCUAGGCUUAAAUAACUGGCUCGUCAAACAGUGCAACGCUGUUGGAAUAAAAAGCCCGACAGAGAUUCAACAAAAUUGUAUUCCACCAAUCUUGUCCGGACGAGAUUGCAUUGGCUGUGCUAAAACUGGUAGUGGAAAAACGGCUGCGUUUGCUUUACCCAUACUUCAAAAACUCUGCGAAGAUCCUUAUGGAAUAUUUGCUGUUAUUCUCACGCCUACUCGGUAGAAAGCUAGUUUAAUGUUAAUUACUGUCAUGGUUGCCUAGUUUAUCUUUUCGAACCAGUAAUUUAAAUUUCUGUUGAGUUUGAUCGUGUUGUCUCAGGAUCGAAAACGAGCUUGUAAGAGACAUAGAAAUUUUAUCGGCCAGCGCUCUUUAUCUGUACUUGUUGAUCAUCUUUCAAAAGGAUUUCAAAAACAGUAUUCCACCCUUUUUGUUCGAAAUCCAAAAAUCCAGUGGAAAAGGGGGUAACCACUGUCUUUUCAGCCUGAGAGCACAGUCGCCUUUUGCGCCAUGGGCAGCCACUUACGAAAAAGGUUUCUGAAAUCCCUGGGUUAACCCUUUAACUCCCAAGUUCUGAUUGUUAAUUCUCCCCUCUAUCUGCUACACAUUUCCUUGUAAAUGAGUUAUGAGAAUUUAGUUUGAGAUCGAGAUAACAACUACCAGAUUAGUUGGGGUUUUCUCAUACCUGUUUGCAGGAUAAUGUAUGAAAUUACAUAUUUAUCAUUUCUGGGAGUUAAAGGGUUAACCUUCAAUGGAUUGACAUCCCAUCCAGGAAGACAGGGGCAUUAACCAUACUCCUUGUGACUAUGUGUCACAGAAACUGAGAUAAGCUGCAGGGGUUUGAGAAAAUUGACUUAGAUACUGACAUUACCUUUUUCAUCGCUCUCUAUAGGGAACUGGCAUAUCAAAUCUGCGACCAAUUCAGAGCCCUUGGAAAACCCAUUGGCCUCAAGGAGGCUGUAAUUAUUGGUGGCCUGGACAUGAUGAAACAAUCAUUGAUACUUGCCGAGAAACCUCAUGUUGUCAUAGCAACUCCUGGGAGACUGGCUGAUCAUCUUAAGAGUACAGAUACCUUUGAUCUGAAGAAAAUAAAAUUUUUAGUUCUGGAUGAAGCUGACAGACUCCUAGAUCCUUCAUUUAGUGAUGAUCUUCAGGUGAUUUUUGACAAUGUUCCAACAGAAAGACAGACAUUACUUUUCAGUGCCACUUUGACAGAUACUCUACAAGAACUGAGAGAGAUGUCAAGCAAUGAUCCAUUUUACCAUGAAGUGAAGUCUGAGUGAGUUAAAAAAUAUCUUGUUAUUUUUGUACCUUACCUAAUGGCUGGACUAACACAUGCAGAGAUAUUUAUUUUUCAAAUUGCCAGUGUAAAAUGUCCCUCUUAAUCCUUGGACCCCUAAGAACGAUUAGCAUCUAAUUUCUCCUUACAAUAUCAUACCUGAUUCAAGCAUUAAGGUCAUGAGAAUAAAGGACAUGAUCACAAUUGAAAGAAGCUCUUGAUUAUUAAAGAAAUUCUCCUUCUCAGCAUCUAUAGGAAUGUUUAGAUGACAGAAUUAACCCUUUAGCUCCCACGAGUGACCAAGACAGAAUUUCUCCUUACAAUUUCAAUAUAACUUCAUGCAGUCAAGUGAUGAGAAUAAAGAAAAAUAUCAAUAGAUCAUUAGUUGAUGCAUUACCAAAUUCUCCAAACUUACAUCAUUAGAGUUGUAAGGCAGACAGUAAGGAGAACUAAUGAGAUCUUGGGACAUAAAGGGUAAAGGAUAUGCAUACUGAUAAUAGGCUGUAAAGGGUUGAAGUUGUUCCUCAGUGCAAAUUUUGCAUUUUUAUUUGCAUAAAUAUAUGACUGAUUAGUAUGUGUGGAGUAAAACAUUGCACUGUUUUCUUUGUAGCUUGAAUUUGCUAGAGAAGCGCUCCUAAGUAAUUCUCCCUACUGGCUACCAUACAAUUCUUUUGAUGUCAAUUUGAAGAAUUUGGUAUAAGAUCAAUGAGGAAUCUCCUAAAUGAUAUAUUUUCCUUUGUUCUCAUCACUUGUCUGCCUGAUAUUUUAUUGAUAUUGUAAGGAGAAAUUCUGUCUUGGUCACUCGUGAGAGUUUAAAGGUUAAUACUCAUACAUCACAAUGGCACUGCUGAUUAAAACUUUUAAACAUGGUGAUUUAUUUUUUUUUAUCAAUAAUAAUUAUCCAUGAAAAAAUUAUAUGUGUCUGAUUGGCUGAAAACUAGGCACUUUUCAUGUAACACGAGUGCAAAGUUGUAACACAAGUGCAAAUUACAAAUAGUGUGCAUGCACUGCCAAAAUUUUGUCCGUCUUGAAUUUCUGUGACAUGUUUUUCAUGUAAAUUGUUAACAAGAAACAACAUUAUUUCUAAAAUAUGGAAUUUGGUGUAAAUAGGCAUUCAUACAUUUUUCAAAGACUACAAAACUCGCCCUACAAGCUUGUGCAAUUUUGUUGUCUUUCAAAAAUUUACUCAUGCUUUUAACACCAAAUUGCACUCAAAAUUAUGUUGUUACCUCACUAUACUAACAAUUAGUACACAAUUUCGUGAUUGUCUUCUGUGGAGGUGCAUUCUUAACCCUUUUACUCCUAAGAGUGACUAACAUCUAAUUUCUCCUUACAAUAUCUCCCCUAAAUUACACAUGAAGGUCGCAAGAAUAAAGGAAAUGAUCACCAACUAAAGAAUCUCUUGAUCGUUAAACAAAUUCUCCUUGUCAGCACCUUAAGAAACGUUUGAUAUUAGGUUGUAAAGGGUUAAUGACAUGGUUAUCUUCUUUUAUUUUCAGCAUAAAAACAGUCACUGAACUUGAUCAGAGAUACAUUCUUGCUCCAGCCAGUGUGCGAGACUCCUAUCUCAUUCAUGUUUUGCGAGAGCAUGGAGAAAAUAAAUCAGUAAUCAUCUUCACGCAUACGUGUAAGAAUUGCCAGACACUAGCAAACAUGCUCUGGAAGUGUGAGCUGCCUUGUGUGGCUCUUCAUUCAUUGAAAUCACAAGGGGAAAGGCUCGCGGGCUUGGCCACGUUCAAGUCAGGUAUAGUCAAGAUUCUUGUAGCUACUGAUGUAGCAAGUCGCGGGUUGGACAUUCCUCAAGUAGAACUUGUGAUUAACAGUAAUGUGCCGGCGUCUCCAAAGGACUACAUACACCGCGUGGGACGAACAGCAAGAGCCGGGCGUGGUGGAAUGGCGAUAACACUCGUAACGCAGUAUGAUGUGGAUAGGGUGAAACAGAUCGAAGCUACCAUCAAUACCAAGCUUGUCGAGUUUGAAACAAAUGAAAAUGAGGUUCUGCCAUUGUUAAAGGCUGUGAUGGUGGCUCGAAGAGAGGCGGAGUUGAAAGUUAGAGGUAGUGCUGUGUUAGAAAAGAGAUUGAUAAAUAAGCGAAAGAAACUGAUUCAGGAAGGGAAAGAUCCUGAUAUGAAGGUAUCAAGAAGGAAACGAAGAAAAUACAAAAAGGAGAGGAACUAACAAUAGAUUUAAACAUUAUAGCAUCGCUGAAGGAGAGAGAAGUAGGAAGAGAGAGAGAGAGGCAUUUUAAUUGAAGUUGGAUAGCCUGUGGUUAGGGUCUCAUUUGUCUGCCAGCGAGAGCUUACUUUAACCAUCUCAUUCUCAAGAUCAAAACAUCGAUUCUCCGCAAGGGGAAAGGCGUUGAGAAGCGCAACAUUUAAUGAAUGAGGUCUUUAGCUGAGCUGGAUGUAAAAUCAUUGGUGGGUUAUCAGUGUAGCACCCUUUUCUAUUAAGUCUUGUUCUGUUAAUGGAACACAAGUACCAUUCACAGAUGCCGCAUUGCAUUUGAACAUUUGACCCAUAAAUUGCUUGGCCUUAUUACCGUAACCAUACCGAUUUCUGACUAUUUAAAGUCGAGCCGAUAGUAAAUUAUCAAUGAAACAUUUUGAUUGCUUAUCCUUUAAACAGCAACACAAAUUGUCGAUCGCAAAAGACUGCUGUUGCAUUUAAACCAUUCCCGGCUGAUUGCCUACCGGUAAACGUAACUCCGCGGCAGUAUUUGUUUCAGUAUCUAUAACAGAGGAUAACAAUUUCUGCCAGGUUCUAUGUAUUUCGUGUGCGAAAUUUAUUCACCAACACAAUAAGUCUUGUUUCUCUUGCCACUUUCGGUGCGCUCCUGAUAAAGGAGUAUUUGCAUUUGCGUCCUUUCCAUUUUUUCUCUCGGUUUACAAAGCAACACAUUCAACUGCAAGCGUUCUCGUUUGGCGAAGACAGUGGUCGAAAAACACAGUACUUUGUGGCGAAAAUGAACCAGUCCUCCUCGGUUGACCUUGAAAACAGUUGUGAUCAUUUAUUUUUCCAUGAUCAUCUACAGUAUCAUUUUGCCGAUUCAACACACGGAGUUCUCAUCGCAGCAGCUGUUUUCAGCUUUAUCGCCUGUCCGUUUACCUGCUUUUUGAACGUGAUAUUUAUUUUGGCCGUGAAAACGAAACGAAGUCUUCAAACUCACUCCAACGUUUGUUGGCAUCUUUAGCCCUUACUGAUCUAUUGACUGGGUUGGUUGUUCAGCCCCUCCAUGGAACUAUGACAAUUUUUUGCUGCAAAGAAUAAGUUUCCUCGAAUUUUGCGGAAUAAAUUUGGUUUUAGCAUCUCCUUUGUCGUAAUUUGGUACGCUGUGUUAGGCCACAAAGUGAUAAGUGGAGAACGAUACCACACAAUCAAAUACGCUUUUGCACACAACUAAAUGCUCACUGAAACGCGAGUUAUAAUUUUAUCGGUCUGGCGCCUGGAUCCCGAUUACUAGUGAAGUUCAUUGAAAUCCUGUCGAAAAAAGGUUUCCGAGAAGCCGAAGAAAUCGCCAUGAGGUUUUGUACAUCAAGACGCAAUGUAGUGAGACCUGAAGCUUCACAAGAAACGGAAGAAAUGGAGUAGAACUCCAAUCAGUUCAAUUUUUUUGUUUUCGCUCUGUUAUUGGACUCUGCCAUGGUUUCGAGAAAAGCCAGUGAUAAAACGACAGUUCGUCAUUUGGCGUUUGGGUCAGCGAAAUUGAAUUCUACUGUCAGCUAUCAAAUCAAGACAUCACCAUUAUAUUCGGCAACUGUUACCGCUGGCAUGCAACAAAAUAUUGACAACCCAUUCUUAAAGGUCACAGGUGGCCUAAGCUUACAACAUGAGCCCUCCCAGAUAUGCAACUGUGAUUAUGUCCCACAGUCAGCUAAGUAAAGUGAUUUUCUGUCAGUAAAAAUUAACUCCAAACAGUUUAAAGAUUUCUGACUUUAUUGAGAAGUCUUUGUACAUUGAAGUACGAUUAAAUUACGCAAAUAAACAAGACUAUAAG